This is a messenger RNA of Suillus paluster, 2817 nucleotides long. RefSeq names its product CHAT domain-containing protein. Bases 1 to 2817 code for a protein of 938 amino acids. Lineage: Eukaryota; Fungi; Basidiomycota; Agaricomycetes; Boletales; Suillaceae. Gene Ontology annotation, molecular function: protein binding. The transcript is spliced from 2 exons. The record is from RefSeq and is a predicted model, not a curated record.
AUGCCUGCUUCGGACACCCUUCACAAUACUAGUGAGACGGCGCAGUCUGACUUUGAUAAGGUUAUCGAGUUCCGUCGGGAUGAAUUGCUCCUCCGCCCUCCUGGUCAUCCUGAUCGAUCCUUCUCUCUCAACAAUCUUGCCAUCAGCCUACGAGACAGAUUCAAGCUGCAUGGCAGCCUGUCUGACCUUGAUGAGGCCAUUGAACUCCAUCGAGCUGCACUACUCCUCCGUCCUCCUGUCAUUCUCGUCCAGCGGGGAAUCCUAUCCGACCUCGAUGAGGCCAUCGACCUCCAUCGGGCAGCUUUAAUCCUCCGUCCCCCUGGUCAUUCUCAUCGUUCCACGUCUCUCAGCAAUCUGGCCAACAGCCUUGCGGACAGAUUCGAGCAGCAGGGUGUCCCGUCCGACCUCGAUGAGGCUAUUGAGCACCAUCGGGCUGCACUAAUUCUCCGUCCCCUCGGUCAUUCUCUUCGAUCUGAUUCUCUCCAGAAUCUUGCCAACAGCCUUGCAGACAGAUUCGAGCAGCAAGGCUGCCUGUCUGACCUUGAUGAGGCUAUUGAGCUUCAUCGGGCCGCACUAGUCAUCCGCCCCCCUGGUCAUUCUCUUCGAUCUGAUUCUCUCAAUGAUCUUGCCAUCAGCCUUUACUGCAGAUUCGAGCAGCGGGGUGUUCUAUCUGACCUUGAUGAGGCCAUUGAGCUCCAUCGGGCUGCACUAUUCAUCCGUGCCCCAGGUCAUUCUGAUCGAUCCAUGUCUCUCAACAAUCUUGCUGGAAGCCUUCAAGACAGGUUUCGGCAACAGGGUGUCAUGUCUGACCUUGAUGAGGUGAUUGAACUCCAUCGGGCUGCAGUUGCGCUCUAUCCCCCCGAUCAUUCUGAUCGAUGCGCGUCACUCAACAAUCUUGCCCUCAGUCUUCGAGACAGAUUCAUGCGGCGGGCCGACCUGUCUGACAUUGAUGAGGCUAUUGAACUCCAUCGGGCUGCACUUGCACUUUACACCCACGGUCGUUCUCAUCGUUCCGCGUUUCUCAACAACCUUGCCCUCAGUCUUCAAGACAGAUUCAAGCUGCAUGGCGCCCUGUCUGACCUUGAUGAGGCCAUUGAACUCCACCGAGCUGCACUACUCCUCCGUCCCCCUGAUCAUUCUGAUCGAUCCGCGUCUCUUGACAAUCUUGCCAUCAGCCUUCGAGACAGAUUCCAGCAGAGGGGCAUCCCAUCAGAUCUGGAUGAAGCUUUUAGGCUGUAUUUUCAACUUUCCGACUCAUCACAUGCAGCCUCUCGUGGAGAUCUUAUUGCUGCCAAGUCAUGGAUAACCUCCGCCGAGAAGCUGAACCAUGAAUCUGCGUUGCUUGCCUAUCAGACAGCAUUGAAAUUCCUAGAUCAGCAUGUUGCAAUUUUGUCAUCUUCUUCGCGGCAUUUCAGUAUCGUCAGGGAGGCCACUUCUACCCUCGCCACAGAUGCUUUCUCGUGCAGUGUUCGUCACGGUGCGAUGAUGACUGCUGUAGAACUGGUGGAGCAAGGCCGUGCGGUAUUCUGGACCCAGUUGGCACGCUUCCGUACGCCGCUCGAUGAACUUUCCGCAUCAAGUGACACAGGCGCAGCCUUGGAGGAAGAGUUCAAGCGGCUGAGCUUUCGCCUCCGUAACGUGUUUGAUCAGUCUACUGAAGACCAAUCCGCGCAAAUCCGGCAACUGACGAUGCAAUGGGAUGAUGUCGUCUCACGCAUCCGCAUGCUCCCUGACUUUUCUCGGUUUCUCCUGCCGCCACUGUUUCCUGACCUUCAGAAAGCGGCUGAUGAUGGUCCAGUCAUUAUUGUCAAUGCUAGUCAGCACAGCUGUGAUGCCUUGAUUAUCUUGAGUGCCCAAGAUCCUGUCCACAUUCCACUCGAUAUCACGCUGACCGAAGCCUCUGAAUUGUCCUCCGAAUUCCAGUCCCUCGCGGAGGAAUUUGGUGUUUCUGAUCAUCAACACGAGCUUGCCAAUAUCCUCCGCCAGCUUUGGGAUUCUGUUGUUAACCCCGUAGUCCAAGCUCUUAGGGAGUCAAAAGUUCCCCCUGGCUCGCAUAUCUGGUGGUGUCCCACCGCUGAGUUCACGCUGCUUCCUCUGCAUGCAGCAGGACCCUAUGAGAAGAAGAAGGACAAUUUGUCGCAUCUUUACAUCUCCUCUUACACCCCGACUUUGGCGACUCUUAUUCGUGCGAGACAGCAUGUUUCUCGAGAUGCGUCUCCGCAACAUUUUGUUGCCGUUGGUCAAGCAAACCCGGACAGAGGGAGGGAACUCCGAUGUGUCGCUCCCGAGCUAGUUGUCGUCGCUCAGCACAUCACCCCCGUCGCGUCCUUCACAUCGCUUGCUGACAACGAUGCAACAGUACAGGGAGCACUGGAUGCAUUGAGCGGGAAUCAAUGGCUUCAUCUGGCCUGCCACGGAAUGCCGAAUCGAGAACAGGCAUUCGAGUCUUCCUUUGCGAUGCGCGACGGGCCGUUGAUGAUCAAGGACAUCGUCCGAUCUGACUGGGGCAAUCCGGAGUUCGCAUUCUUAUCGGCCUGCCACACUACCGUGGGCGAUGAGAAGAGUCCCGACGAGUCUAUCCAUCUCGCUGCGGCCAUGCAAUUCUCCGGAUUUCGCAGUGUGAUAGGUUCGAUGUGGUCUGUCGACGACGAGGUUGCACGGCAGAUGGUGUCUGCUUUUUACGCCAACCUGGUUGAUGGUUCUGGGAGACUGGACUGCACGCGGGCUGCGGUUGCGUUGCACAAGGCUGUGAAGUCGUUGCGGAAGAAGAAGAUUCCACUAGAACAGCAGAUAGUGUUCAUUCACAUCGGUGUUUAG